GUGGCAGAGACGCUCUUCACGGGGUUCCUGUUAACCAUAAACACGCUGAAAGAGCUAUAUUUGGAAGAUUCCAGGCUCAUAUGCGACGCUUAUCCACAUGCCAUAAGCGACUACCUCGGUACGACCAUGGUGCUAACUGUUCUUUCCUUCAAAAUAAAACACGAAGUGGUUCAGCGGGCUAUAUUAGAUGGCGUUUUGAGAAACAGAAGUAUCGAGAAGCUCUCUAUCGGAUGUUUUAUUGGAAACGACCAAAGCACGGCACAAGUAGCUGCAGUGAUCAGCGGGAACAGCCUGAUUCGCGACUUGACCAUUUCGCUCGUAUGUAAUUAUUUGGAUGAGCCAAAUUUCAUUUACGGCUGCUGGAUUCCUCCACUCACUCAAAGCGACACAUUAGAAGAAGUGAGAUUUCUUUUGAGCAUAUUCUCUCCGUCAGAGUGGGUCACUCUUAUCAGGGCGCUGCCGAAAAAACAAAAUCUAAAGAAGGUGCACAUCGAUGCAAAAAGCGGCAGCGAGCAACUCCAUCUUGUCUGCGCAGAGAUUGAAAGUAUUGGCUGGGAAGAAAAUGUUUCCAUCACAGACUACUGCUACUGCCACGACGUUGAGUUUCUACGCGGCAAAGCAAUUUCUGACGUAAGUUUUUGCUAUUCACUACCUGAUGACUGCCUAGUAGACGCUUUGCGUGUCUUGCCAAGCUGUCAGCACGUGAGCCAGGUGAGCAUCGACUUGAUGACGGGCAACAUGAGAGUGUCUUUGGCAUUGGCUGAAUAUUUAAAAUCAACGAUUGCGCUGCGACAUCUCGAGCUUAUCGUGGUGCGGGACAUCGUGGUCGAUGCCGAGGGAGCAAGCCCGUGUUGGUCAGUCAUACACGAGUCCCUGUCUCGAAACAAUAGCCUGAGGUAUCUGAAGGCUUCAGUGUUUAAUUACAGCCCGCAAGACAUCGAGGACUUGGCCGACGCAGUCAAACGAAGUCAGAGCAUCACAGGGGUCAAGUUUAUCAACAAGACCACGAGAAACUCCACCAUCUUCGUACGAUGCCUUUCAAAGCGCAUUGAAGACAACUGCACGCUGCUGAGCGUGUUUUCCUGGUGCAGCAUAGACACGGAUGCCGCUGGACACUGGUUCACUAUCUGCGAGACGACGCGGAGGAACGCGGGUCUUGUCGCAAGGGCAGCUCGAUUUAUGAAGGCUUCACAUUUGGACAGGUACGUCACCGGAGCUCUGGAGCAUGUCGCCCGGUACCCUGUCCUACUGGACGAGGUUGCUGAGCAGGGCCACAUCGACAAAUCAGAAAUCGUCGACUUGGUGCGCGACCGUCUGAAAACAGCCGAUUCCAUGGACGGAUUCAUGCGGGUCGUCGGAGUCGUCAGGGAGCGAGUCAUUUGCCAUCCACAAAACGAGGGCCAUAUGCAGCUGGACGACCUGAUCGAGGACUGCUGGAUGCACGUGCGACGUUACCUCCUGAUAGAUGACGUCAAGCACGGCAUUAGAUCUGAGUGAAAGGAAGCUUACGUCAACGGCCGAUGGACGGUAACCUCAGCGUGGUAACCUCAGUCUGAUGUCAGCCAGUUUCUGACUGAGCUAGUACGUGUAUAGGUGUUCGUUCAAUACGCAACUGCAGUAGAGUUUGUGAUUGGCCAGUGAGUACAGCGCCAUCUGUCGCAGCCACAAAGCACAAGACGAACUUUCCGAAAGGGCAAUGACUGUAAAGGAGUUAACAGGUUUGGACAUGAGAGUGCAUAUGUUUGUAUUUGUCAUUAGUAGACUACAACCGUUGAAAGAGAUGGGUCGCCGUUUUGCUGCUGAAGGUUCGUGGUUCUCUGUGUUGUGAUGGGAAAUAAAAGACACGCAAAACUACACGGACAGAAAUGCUGUAAGACGGCAGCUCGGCUGUGUCAGACCUCACGCAUGCGAUGGCCAUUGCCGCAGUAAAGAUCCACAUGAAGGCACGACAUGUGGUUUCAUUAAUGGGUAUACGAGAAACUUUCGUAAACAUCAGGAAUAAAGUAAGUGCACACAACUGUUCUUGUGCGGGAUGAAAACGACGCGAUGCGCACAGCAGAGGAAAUCGCAGACUGUUUUUAUUUAUUCUCCACCACGCACGACUUCCAAAUUUGUUUCUCGCUAGUACUCAG
This is a messenger RNA of Dermacentor silvarum, 2132 nucleotides long. RefSeq lists its product as uncharacterized. The transcript is spliced from 2 exons. The record is from RefSeq and is a predicted model, not a curated record. The coding region runs from base 127 to 1497 and encodes 456 amino acids. NCBI's taxonomy places the organism in Eukaryota, Metazoa, Arthropoda, Arachnida, Ixodida, Ixodidae.